GUGAAGCAUGUCGCAAACAGAAGAUCCGAUGUUCAUUGAAGAAUUCCAAACCACCUUGUGACCGUUGUAGAAAGCGCGGCCUACCUUGCACUUUGAACCGAAGUUUACAAAUGCUUCUUGAAAAUGACGUCUCGUGAGCAAUCUGGUACCAUCUCAUCAUGAUUACGAAGACUAAUCAAUCAAUCAUCCUAGAUGGAAGCGAGCAUUGGAACAGAGAAUGAAGCCGAAGAUGAUCAUUAUGAUAGCUCAUACACUACGGCGGAAGGAACUACGGGAUUGAAGAUUGUCAUUGAUCUCGAAUCGAGCCCCAGCACUCUUCCUGGCCAUUAUAUUCAAUCUGCAGCUCCUAUCCCAUCAAGACCAUCUCGGGAUUUAAUCACUCGUGGUGUGAUUACAAUUGAAAACGCCCGGAAAUACCAACGAGUUUAUCAAGACCGUCUAGAUCACUUCCUGUAUGGUCCCCUUGGCGACUACAGCAACGCUACGUUCGAGGAGAUACAGCACAAAUCACCCAUACUUGGUACUGUUGUCUGUGCGAUUGGUGCACUCCAUUCAGCCUCUGCUGACUACGAGUCGCUCUACAGAGAGUUUAUUGGCCUGAGUGCAGCAAUGAGCUUUUCCAAGACGAAUGUGGUUGAUGAUGUUCGGGCACUUUGUAUUGGCGCUUUCUGGAUGAGUGACCUGUCCUCAUCGUUGGUGUCUCUUGCAGUUCGCAUAGCCACGGAAUUACAGUUAUACAGGAGCUUCUCCAAAGCUCUACAGGGUGACCGAGAGCAUUACUCGCGGGCACGCUUGUAUUAUCUGGUGUAUGCUUGUGAUCAUCACCUGUCUAUUCCAUAUGGUAGACCGCCCAUCACGCGAGAAUGCGAGGCUAUUCGGGAUGUGCGGAAGUUUCUGACAUGUAAACAUGCCAAAGAAGACGAUGCAAGGUUGGUAAGCCAGGUACUACGCUGGAGCGUCUGUACGAACGUCUAUGACACCUUCGGCGCAGAUGUCGACCGCGCCCUCUCUGAUGACGACAUUCCCAAAGUCAGGCGCUUCAGCAUUGCUCUCGACAACCUGCGUGUUGAAUGGGGGGAACGGUUCACUCCAAACGCUCACGUUGGCAACUACCCCCGCAAGGGCGUUAGUAUCCAAUACCAUUUCGCAAAGCUAUACCUCUUUUCUCAUGCUCUUCGAGGACAAAGUUCCAACCAAGCCCAGCCAAAAUCUUGGGAUACAGAUAUGGAGUUGUACGAGCUUGCAAAUUCCGCCAUACUUUCUGCUGUGUCUAUACUGCGAGCGGUUGUCUCAGAUACGGAAAUUCAGUCCUUUCUUAACGGCUUGCCGACCUAUUUCCACGUUAUGAUUGCUUUCGCCGUGGUGUUUCUGCUCAAGAUGUCAACCCGGUUCUCCAACGCCUUCCAGAUGAACGUUCAGGAGAUUCAGCGUCUCAUGUCUCAAUUGAUGAAUGUACUGCGGAGCGUGUCGAAAACGAUGCAUCCCCGGCACCUCUUGAUUGUUAUUAAGGAUUGCCUUGAGAACGCUCUAGAACGGAACUUUCCCAUGACAGAUACAAUCUUUAACGAUGCACCGGGCUUUCCACAUACUUUCCAAGCGUCGGAACCCAAUCAAGGAUAUCGUGGUGACUUGUUUGGCGAUGAUACGCUUAAUGGAUACUUCCUGAACGAAUACGAUUUCUUGGUAAACCACUUCCAGGAACCGGCCCUAUGAUAGCCCAAGUCCAAAGUCAAAAUCCUCUUUAAAUGUUGCACAAACCUCUAUGCAUAUGAUGCUUUAUAUUAAGACGCAGAUGAAGUCAGCAAGUGGAAACUUGGCACUCGUUGAUUGCUUUGUCGUUUCAUAUAUGAAGAAAGGAACGACACUCUUGGAAGGCUGAUGUUUUAUGCCAACUUGGUAUAUGUUUUAGCAGAUUUAAUUCUGAUAGACAGAACGUUGGCAUUAAGUCGUCGGAAAAUCCUGUUUUAGUGAUUGACACUGAUCGAAUAUCUUUUUCAUGGAACAUCUUGUGUUUUAAGACGGCAUGGUCCCACAUUCAGUACUAACAGCCAUCGGCCGGAAGACCGCAUCCAAUCUCGGAGGACCACCGAUAUGAUGCGCAGCAUUGCUAAAUAUAAGUUGCGCAUCUUUUUUUCUUUCUCCCUGGAUAGUUAUGUGUGUUUUAAACAAUCUCGAAAUCGAGCC
Truncatella angustata is the source of this 2184-nucleotide messenger RNA. RefSeq lists its product as uncharacterized. Gene Ontology annotation, cellular component: nucleus. Gene Ontology annotation, biological process: regulation of DNA-templated transcription; DNA-templated transcription. NCBI's taxonomy places the organism in Eukaryota, Fungi, Ascomycota, Sordariomycetes, Amphisphaeriales, Sporocadaceae. Bases 193 to 1713 code for a protein of 506 amino acids. The record is from RefSeq and is a predicted model, not a curated record. Gene Ontology annotation, molecular function: DNA-binding transcription factor activity, RNA polymerase II-specific; zinc ion binding; transcription cis-regulatory region binding. The transcript has 3 exons.